This is a messenger RNA of Annulohypoxylon maeteangense, 1712 nucleotides long. Its product is annotated as Phox-like protein. Gene Ontology annotation, biological process: intracellular protein transport; Golgi to vacuole transport; vesicle fusion. Bases 242 to 1333 code for a protein of 363 amino acids. Lineage: Eukaryota; Fungi; Ascomycota; Sordariomycetes; Xylariales; Hypoxylaceae. The record is from RefSeq and is a predicted model, not a curated record. Gene Ontology annotation, cellular component: endomembrane system; SNARE complex. Gene Ontology annotation, molecular function: SNARE binding; SNAP receptor activity; phosphatidylinositol binding. The transcript has a single exon.
AUGCGCCGAGUCUCGUGCUCAACCCUUUCCAGCUGCCUAUUCGCGAUUCGUCAUUCGUCAUUUCAUCUUCCAUUCCCAUUUCCAUCCCCAAUCAUCAGCAACUGUACAAUAUUCUCCCCCAGCAACGUCAAUCCCCAAGACUAAAAGCACAUUCGAUAGAUAUCACCACUCAUUGGAAAAUAUAACUCUUAUUACUUAAUUCUCAUUAAAUCAUAUCGAUAUCCGCGUCAAGUCUAGGGGUAUGGCACCACCCGCCGAGAUAACCAUUCCGACAACAUCGCAAUACCCACCGGCCGACAAUUCGAAGCCGUACACGCUCUACAACAUCACAUUGCGCCUCCCUCUACGGACCUUCGUCGUACAAAAACGAUACUCAGACUUCGCUACGUUACACCAAACGCUCACAUCCCUAGUCGGCGUUCCACCGCCCGCCCCCUUACCAGGCAAAUCAUGGUUUAAAUCAACCAUAUCCUCCCCCGAAUUAACCGAAGACCGCCGACGCGGUCUGGAGUCUUACCUCAGAGCUAUUGCAGAGUCCCCCGACCGACGAUGGCGCGACACGCCGGCGUGGCGCACCUUCCUCAAUCUCCCGAGCAUGAGCAGCACCGGUAACAGUGCAGCGAGCAUAAGGGCAGGCUACGGCAUCCCGAACAAAGACGCAGCAAACGCGGCUGCCGCGCAGGACCCGGGGACGUGGCUGGAUCUACAUGGUGAGAUGAAGCGGGAUUUCCAAGAAGCGCGACGGUGUUUGGCGAAACGAGAUAGCGCGACGGAUAAUUCAGCUGCGCUGGAAGCUGGUUCUGCAGCCAAGAAGGCGCUGGUUAAGGCUGGCGGCUUGUUGGCUGUACUCGGCGACGGGCUGAGGGCGAUGCAGGACGCGAAACGGUUGGGCGAGGGUGAGAUUCGACGGCGCAAGGAUCUGCUUGCUGCGGCUCGGGUCGAAAGGGAGGACCUAGAUAAGCUAAGCACGACGGUAUCCGCGGCCGCGAAAGCGUCGCAGAAGAGUAUGCCGUCAGCAGCGGAUAAGGCGGCGUUGAUCGGGAACGGGCCGAAGGCGGGGAGGAGGGUCCUAGGGGCUCCGCUCCCGGAAACCGAGCGCACGCGCGAAUUGGAUAAUCAGGGCGUGGUGCAUUUGCAGAAGCAGAUGAUGAAGGAGCAGGACCAGGAUGUGGAGGAGCUUACUAAGAUUAUUCGGAGGCAGCGUGAGAUGGCUGAGGCGAUCCACCGCGAGGUCGAGGAGCAGACGGAGAUGCUGGACCAUGUGAAUAACCAGGCGGAUAUCCUGAGCAGCAAGGUUAAUGUUGCGAAGAACCGUACCAAGAAGAUUUCGUGACUCGACUUCGUUACCGGGAUGGCCGUUCAAGGUCUCGUACUCUGUGUCGAGAUCAUAAUCUGGGUCACAUGGUUAGGGCAGACCACGCUCGAGUGGACGGUUUGGUGCGUCGAAUCUUUGCUCCAGCUGACGCAGGUGGAUUGAGCUCGUCGAAUACAUGUUAUAUCAUCGUCAUAGCAUUUGCACGUUGGGCCUUUUUUGGAUUAAUGAGGGGGCAACAGAACCAUGAGUAUACGGUUACUUCUGUCACAUUCCGUUUGGGUGGUUUAUGCAUGGGACGAGCAUGGUUUGGUUUGGUGGAGAGCAACUGUACUUUUGUAAACUGUUAUCGGUUAUGGCAUAAGAUACCAUUAGAAUCAAGAGAUUGUAUACUUGUAAA